AUGCGUCUGGUGGUUAAAAAACCCAGUAGGAAAUGCGUGCAGCCUAAAUGGGAUUAUGAGGCAGCGGCGGCCGCGGCGGGGGAGGAGCCGGGGCGGGCCGCGCCGGCGGCGCACAGCCGGCCCUACGCCGUGCUCAAGACGCAGAACCUCGCUCUGAUGGGCAGCGUCUUCGGCGUCCUCCUCGUGGCCAUGAUCCUGAUGGCCGUGUGCAUUUACAAGCCCGUCCGCAGGCGGUGACCCCGGAAGGCGCGACCGCUUUCGGCCCGGCGGCUGCGGGGCAGGCCGACGGCAGAGCCCGGACCAUCCCUCCUCCUCCUCCUCCUCCUCCGGUUGCUGUCUGUGUUUGUGGUGCUGCGGGUGUGUUGUACCUGGACUGAGCCAUGAGUUUAAUGUUGGCUUUUUGAGUUGGUUGCUACAUCAACGUUCGUAAGCUUCCAAGAAUGCGGGGAACCUUUUGGAUUCCUCUGAACUGGCGUGGGGGCAUCCUCUGCCUUGAUGAGCAUUUCUAGCGAGUGUGUGCGAUAAACCAGCCGCUUUUAGUUGCAGGUUGUUGCCUCACGUUGUAGCCAGAAAGGGCCUUGGGGUCUCCCUUGCACGGCUGGUGUCUUGCAGCCCGCUUUGUUCUUUUGGAAAAUUGCCACCCUCCUCCGCUGCUCUUUGAGGAAUCCCGUUCACUUUCCACUUGGCCCACCCUGAGUGGGCAGCACAGAGAGCUGCUUCUUUGAGGGAGGUCAGGCCUGAGCGCUCAGAUACAUCAAUGUAUCAUUUUGGAAAUGGUCUCCAAUCACAGAGUGCUCCUGUAGGUUUUUAGCAUGACUGCUUGGAGCAGGAUGUCAAACCACAGGCCAGAUCUGUGGUCCCUCUUCCCUGGCUUGGUGGUUUCCUGACUUUUGAGCAGCUUCCCCGUUUUAAGAGUUUGCAAAGCCUUUCCCAACUCUUCUCUGGCAGCAAGAGCCUUCUGGUGCUGUCGCUCCCCCCACCCCGGAAGUGCAGUCUGCAGAGGGGCGACUCUGCCAGGGCCCCUGCGCUGUACCAGCUGAACUCUCCAGAAUAAACAGCUGCGCACCAGGGCAGACCGUUCUAACUGGGCGUUCCGUACCCAGAACUGGAGUUUGCGCAGAGCAGCCGGCACUUGGGCCUGGGGAUGAGCCGCAGACGGCACACUCACAGCGCCCCUGCCUUUUGGGCCUGCUUUGCCAGCCCCAGUGCCCCACAUGCUCACAGCUGCAUGGGGUGGGGCUGGUCAGGGUGGGGGGGGUACCUGGAGGUGUUCACCUGAAAAACCUGCACUUGGAUUUUUGUUGCUGCUGUUGCGUUCGUCUGGUUUUGCACUUUUUCGGCUAUCAGACUGAAUAUAUCUGAUGUAUAUUUUAAGUGGUUCUCUGUAUUUAAAACAUACGAAUUUUAUCAUGGCAUUAAUUUAUUUGUCUACCUGACUUCAAAAGAAAUGUCCCUUUGGCAAGGAUUCUGCUCUGCCUCUUCUCCCAGUAGCAGUGACCUGCAGCGGCCGUGUUCGGAUCCUUUCGGAGCUGGUGAUGUUGUGAUGUUGAGCACCUUGCAAUAAAGCUUCCCGGCCGUUCUGACCCAUGCA
Varanus komodoensis (Komodo dragon) is the source of this 1591-nucleotide messenger RNA. RefSeq names its product chromosome unknown C12orf76 homolog (gene CUNH12orf76). The transcript is spliced from 3 exons. The record is from RefSeq and is a predicted model, not a curated record. NCBI's taxonomy places the organism in Eukaryota, Metazoa, Chordata, Lepidosauria, Squamata, Varanidae. The coding region runs from base 1 to 237 and encodes 78 amino acids.